AUGACCUCCACGAAGAUGCUGUUCCUGGCUGCCCUCCUGCUCGGGGCUUCUCUGCAGCACAGUCAAGCAGCUCGAGCCACCAAUGUGGGUCGGGAGUGCUGUCUGGAGUACUUCAAAGGAGUCAUCCCCCUCCGGAGGCUGAGGGCGUUUUACAGGACCUCAGCCGAGUGUCCCAGGGAUGCCGUCGUGUUUCUUACUGCCCAGGGUAAGGCCAUCUGUUCGAACCCCAAGGAGUCAUGGGUGAAGAAGGCAGUCAAACACUUGGAAAACCUCAUGAAGCUCCCCAAAAAAGCCACCAUCCAGCAUUCCUGA
Orycteropus afer afer is the source of this 312-nucleotide messenger RNA. RefSeq names its product C-C motif chemokine ligand 17 (gene CCL17). Gene Ontology annotation, molecular function: chemokine activity; CCR chemokine receptor binding. Gene Ontology annotation, cellular component: extracellular region. Bases 1 to 312 code for a protein of 103 amino acids. Gene Ontology annotation, biological process: neutrophil chemotaxis; immune response; positive regulation of GTPase activity. The record is from RefSeq and is a predicted model, not a curated record. Lineage: Eukaryota; Metazoa; Chordata; Mammalia; Tubulidentata; Orycteropodidae. The transcript is spliced from 3 exons.